AUGACCCAAAUUGACCAAGCGUUCCGAGACCUGGAGUACAAUCCUACUGCUGAUGCGUUGGGAACGUUCACGACACAACUCGAGACGCUUUCCAAAAUGCUCCCGUUCCCCGACAUGAAAGCUGGUCUCAUGGAUUGCCUCCGCAAGAUUCGCCGGGACAGGCGAUUCGACGCCGUUCGCAACGACGAGACGAUGCUCCGUCUGUACAAGAUACUCGGACAGUAUAGUGAAAAUCUGGGCAUGAAAGGAAUCUACCUCCAGCUUCACACCACUGGAAACUUCAGCAAAAGUCUCAAUCUCUACUUGCAAUGGGCUGAAGAGUUGGCCAAGAAGCAGGAUCUCACCGAGUUCACAAAAGUGCUUGACAUGGCUCGGAAAGCUCUCGACAAAACGCUUACCAUGCCAGAGAUCGAAUCUGGAUUCCGUGAUAUGGCCGAUGAGUACUUCCCGGAUGGUCGAGCAGCUGCGCUAUUCGCCAGUCCAGACGACACACUCGAUGUGUUCCGUGACAAUGCGCCAGGAAGGAGAAUGAAGAGACGAUCAUCGGCCAAGACAAAGCUGCGCUCCGAGUUCAUCGACGUUCCUGGAACAUUCGGUGUCUCGAUCGAAGAGUUUCGAUAUGCCAAGUGGAAGGACACAUUUGGAGAAGACGUUGAUCCACACAGAAGAGACUCUGGAAUCGUGCAGGCUAAGCAUCAAGUCGCUGCAAACGACCGAUGUGCUCGUGAAGAAGUUGAAAAUCGGAUUGCCUCGAAUCUCAAAAGACGUCCACCGCUCUCCCCACUCUCUGAAGCCAAUGCUGACGAUGAGGAUGAGAAGCGUAGCAGAAUCUACUCGCCAUUGGUUCCAACGAAAGAUGCCACUAGACCAGCGCUUCGAAACUCUAAAACGUUCCAAGACAACAUCCCCACUAUCACCCUUUCGUCGGAUACCAAAUCGGCUUCUUCGAAGGAGAUAAGUUAUAACCAACUAGAUGAUAGCGAUACGGAGGAGAAACUGAAGACAAUGGCAGCUGGAAGAGAGAAAGCUCGUACUAGCUCUCUCAGUAGUUCCACUAGCUCAUCUACCCGAACUGCAAAGAGUGGAGGGCUGGAUCUGAUGGCUGAGAAUAAUUGCUUGGAAGCGCAUGCGAUGUUCUCUGAAACUGUUCACAUAGGAGGUCCAGAGAAAACAAUGGUGAUCAGUGAUGAAACAAUGUCUAUCAAGCCCACCGAAGUCUCCAGCAACUUCUCGGUGCUUUGUGAUCCAGAUCCAACGAUGAAUUUGACUCAUGAUCGUCCGAAGAAGACGUCCGGAGGAUUGAAUAUGGUUUUCGAUGAGCUCGCGCUGGUUGAAGAGUCGAUAGGCGAGGCUGUUGAAGUUAAAACGGUUUCAAAGAUCAAGAAGGACCUAGAAGACACUCGUUUGGGGAAAUCGCUCAGGACUCCGCCAACAUUGGGAGACGAAGAUGAUAGUGAGUUUAAGCAAAAAAGAACAAAUAUUUCAAUAAAUCGAUACAUUCCAGUGUUCGACGAUGAGCUGAUCCAUGGUCACGGCUUCGGAAAGAUCACCCAUGGCUCAAUCGUCACAUCGACACCAGCUGCCGGAGUUGCAUUUGUGGAUAUCGAGUCAUACUUCGGAAACAAGUGGAGGCUGAUCAUGCGCCGAAAAUCACAAGCAGCAGCUGCACAAGCUCAAGUUGCGCCACCAGCACCACCACCACCAGCACCGAAGCAAGUUCCAGCUGCCAACUCAUCGAUUGACUGUCUUUCCGAUAAUCUCGGACGUCGCUUGUCCCUGGGUGCCGAUGAGAUUCGAGCUGCCAUCGUCGCUGGCGAAGCAGAAACAACUGGAAUUCUCAACCGCCGUCGUAGUGAGAUCAUCAGAAAGGGAGAUAUAAAUCCGUGGGAUGAGACACUCCGUAGAAGAUUGAUGGCAACAGUGCGUGCGCCAAUCAACAUGCACGAAUUCCAGGAGAGAGCACCGAAGAUCCAGGCGAACAGAGAUUGUGAAGUUGGAGGAGAAGUGUUCCAUAUUCAAACGCUGAUUGGACAGGGAGGGUACGCCAAGGUGUACAAAGCUGUGAACGAGGAGAAGAAAGUGGUGGCUGUGAAGUAUGAGGUUCCGUCGUGCUCCUGGGAAGUGUACAUUUGCGAUCAAAUGCGCAAUCGGUUGAUCAAGGAUCGCGAGGAUCGAGUGAAGAUGGCUGACUGGUGUAUUAUGAAAGUGAUGGAUGCUUACGUCUUCUCGACUGCCUCACUCCUUGUCAACGAAUACCAUGAGUACGGAACACUUCUGGAGUACGCCAACAGUAUGAAGGACCCGAACUGGCACAUCUCAUGCUUCUUGCUCACUCAAAUGGCUCGUAUAUUGAAGGAGGUGCAUGCUUGUAAUAUCAUUCAUGGAGACAUCAAGCCAGACAACUUCAUGAUUACUAGAAAAAUUGAUCCGAACUGGGACAAGGACGCUCUCAUGAGCAACGAUACGUUUGUGGUGAAGAUUAUCGAUUGGGGACGUGCCAUCGAUAUGAUGCAGCUGAAGGAUCAGACAUUCAAGGGAAGAGCUGGAACUGAAGAUUUCGACUCGCCAGAAAUGAUUGACGGACGCCCAUGGAACUAUCAAGCGGACUACUUCGGCUUCGCCGCCACUAUGGCUGUUGUGGUUACCGCGAAGUACGGAAAAUUGACGGGCAGCAAAGUGGGAGAGUACUCGUUGAGCUGUGAUAUCAAGAGACGAAACGCUCUUCGUAACACCAUCUUCGACAUUAUCAAAAAGUUCCUCAAUAUUGAAUCAGUCAAUACGCUCCCUGAUUGGUCGGAAGCCAUUCAACAGUUUGCCGAUUUCUGGGAGACGAAUUUUGACGGUUCUUCGUGGAGACAAGCGAUUGCCAAGUUCAACGAAGUCUGUGACCUGGCUGCCACUAAUCACAAACAAUGA
Caenorhabditis briggsae is the source of this 2916-nucleotide messenger RNA. It is a transcript of the gene Cbr-bub-1, whose product is annotated as Protein CBR-BUB-1. The record is from RefSeq and is a predicted model, not a curated record. Gene Ontology annotation, molecular function: protein kinase activity; ATP binding. The transcript has 5 exons. Gene Ontology annotation, biological process: mitotic spindle assembly checkpoint signaling; meiotic sister chromatid cohesion, centromeric; protein phosphorylation. Bases 1 to 2916 code for a protein of 971 amino acids. Lineage: Eukaryota; Metazoa; Nematoda; Chromadorea; Rhabditida; Rhabditidae.